UAUUUAAAAUGAAGUUUAAGCAAUGUUAAGACACAGAAUUAUCGAUCGAAUAUAGUAACCAACUUCGUGGAGAAUAGUUUAACAUGCAUGAUGUUCAUUGCGCAUUUAUAGAUGUAGUCAUAACGAUACUUUUUUUUUAAGUAAAAAAAACGUUUACUUUGAAAAAACAUAAGUAGCUAACGAGCAACCAUAAUUGCUAUAAUUGCAGCCACAAAAUUCUUUUACAAAAAAAAAAAAUGUUAAUGAACUCGUUUAACUUUAAUUAGAACAGUCAGCUGGAAAACAUUUGCAAUGCCGAUGUCAGCCUACUGGUUGGUCGCUCCAAUAUUUACGUUAUCAUUGACCCUUAACCAUAACUUUUGAUAUCUCGUCGAUUCUGAACGUCACUAUUUCUUUGGUGCGCUUGCCGCAGAUACACAUAAUCGCCAAGAGUCACGGACCCGAUGUUUUCGAUUCUCAAGAAUAAAAAGUAAUGACACUGUCCACGAAUAGAAAUUUCAGGGAUUAGCUUCUUGAAAAAAUAAACGCGGGAAUAAAUAGUAGAAUAACAUUAAGCAUCCAGAAACCAUUUAAAUAUUACUGUUAUUUGCAAUUAACAAGGAACUUAGAAUUUAAAAAUAUAGUAAAAUAUAGCAAAGUUCUUAAUUUAACAGGUAUAAAAGCAUCGUUAAUCUUGCGUCUCGGAUCGUCAAACUCGUGCUCGAUCUUCAUUAUUAUCUUGAUCAAGACGCGUGUAACAAACCACUUGAUCCCAUCACGUUCGGACAACACUAGCUGCUCAGAUCGCUUCAACUCAAGUCGUUUGACAUCUCUACGAGGAUAUAUAUUGCAUGGACUUUGUACCCUAAGUCGCAUCCCUCAGGAACAAUGAAGAACUCGAACGGCGUGAAGAACUCCAUAGAUACCGAAGAUUCGAAUGAAAGCAUUACGUUGACAAGAUCAAAGUUGGAGACCUUCGAUGACAUUUUGCCAUACGUUGGUGACUUUGGUAGAUAUCAAUGGCUGCUUCUAUUGGCCUUGCUUCCCUACAGCAUGGCAUACGCCACCCUAUAUUUCUCGCAGUUCUUCCUUACUUUGGUACCGCAGGAACAUUGGUGCAAGAUAGAGGAACUAAUGUCUUCAAACCUCACGCAGGAAGAAAGAGUGGAGAUUGGCGUACCAAGGUCGCAGAAUUAUCCGUACUACGACCAAUGCCAUCGAAGGGAUUUGGAUUUUUUCGCUCUUAUAAAUCAUAGGAAAGACAAUCGCUCGAUCGAAUGGAAGGCAAACAAAACCGUGGAUUGCAACCAAUGGGAAUACAAUUUCACGCAGAUCCCUUAUGCUAGCAUAGCGGCUGAGCUAGAUUGGGUAUGUGACCAAGAGUACCUCAUAUCGACGGCACAGUCGAUCUUCUUCUGCGGCUCCAUCGUCGGUGGCCUGCUCUUCGGAUGGGUCGCCGAUCAUAGAGGCCGGAUCCCUGCCUUAAUGCUCUGCAACGGCGUCGGACUCCUAGCUUCGAUCGCAACUGCGAGCGCGAAAACUUUCUGGUCCUUCGCUGUCUGUAGAUUUCUAACUGGUCUGGCUUUCGACAAUUGCAUCAACAUCCCACUGAUUAUCGUGCUCGAGUAUAUGGCUGUAAAGAGGCGAACCCUUGUCGUUAAUGCUGCAUUCGGCAUAUACUUCGCCGCUGGAAGCACAGUUCUGCCAUGGAUUGCGUACUAUAUCGCAAACUGGAGAUUCUUCGCCUAUGUUAGCGCAAUCCCGAUGAUGAGCGUCUUUAUCACGCCAUGGAUUCUUCCCGAAAGCGCUCGAUGGUUCGUCGCCAACGGUAGAAUAGAUAAAAUGCUGCAGAAGCUACGGCGGAUAGCGAAGAUCAACAAGAAGUGCCCUGACGCGUGCAUCUUCGAGGUCUUCGUCAGAAACUUGACCGCGACUGAUACCCAGACGGAAAGCGCGACCAUCUUCGAUAUUCUGAAGUCACCGCGUCUAGCAAAGAAUACCAUUCUACUAAUUCUCUUUUGGUCCUUGACGGUGAUAGCUUUCGAUGGCCACGUAUACUCCCUCAAGCUGAUCCCGAGUUCGGUGUUUGUGUCCUUCUCCGUCGCCUGUUCGACCGAGCUGCCGGCCGGGCUGUUGCUGACGCUGCUAUUGGACCGCUGGGGUCGCCGAUUCUGCGGAUUUAUCACCCUGGCCAUGACUUGCCUUUUCAGCUUCGCCGGACUGCUGUUACAGUCGAUCGUAGCGAAGCUGACGAUGUCGGUGCUCUCGCGAUUUUGCCUGAAUAUGGCAGCCAACGUGGGCCUUCAGUACGCCGCCGAGCUGCUGCCGACUCCCAUUAGGACGCAAGGUGUUGCAUUGAUCCACAUUUUUGGCAUUAUUGCCCAUUCCAUUGCGCCAUAUGUGGUGGAUAGUGCCAAGAUUUGGUACGGGCUGCCGAUGAUGAUCAUCAGUAUCGUGUCAUUUGCAGCCGCUGCCCUAAUAUUGUUCCUACCGGAAACACUCGGUCGUGAUCUCCCGCAGACUCUACGUCAGGGAGAGGACUUCGGCAAGGAACAAAGCUUCUGGACGCUACCCUGCUGUGACUUUACCCGACCGCGUUCGAAUCGACAACGAUAUUAUCAUUCAACCGAAUUAUAGUCUUUUUAAUUUUUAUUAUAUAAGACCUCGGCAUAACCGUCGAGAAAAUAUAUGCGUUACGCGGUACGUGAUAAUAUAAGUAA
Messenger RNA from Trachymyrmex septentrionalis, 2699 nucleotides. Its product is annotated as carcinine transporter-like. NCBI's taxonomy places the organism in Eukaryota, Metazoa, Arthropoda, Insecta, Hymenoptera, Formicidae. The transcript is spliced from 13 exons. Gene Ontology annotation, biological process: transmembrane transport. Gene Ontology annotation, molecular function: transmembrane transporter activity. Gene Ontology annotation, cellular component: membrane. The coding region runs from base 868 to 2616 and encodes 582 amino acids. The record is from RefSeq and is a predicted model, not a curated record.